GCUCGCUAGAAUCGGUCACGAAUCGGGGAACAGUACCUACCGUUGUUAGAAAACUCUGAUCAGUUAAAUUCGGUGUUGAGUUAAAGUUAGGGAGACGUUGCCUCAUUGUACUGAAGCGCUUUCGUGUUUGAAGUGUUGAAGAUUAAACCACCGAGCGCGAUACGGGAAAAAAGCCGGAGGUAAUUAUCGUACAGAAGGUGGAAAUGAUAUACAUAAAUAUUGGCGUGUACAUUAUUCGAGCCGACAAAAAUAAGUUUCGUACGAUAUAGGAGAACAAGCCGGGGUUGAAUAACCUCCCACGAGUGUUGACAGCAGGUUGAAUCAGUGUAAAGUGCAACAAGGGGCAAUUGAAGCAAAUUCAAAUAUUUGCUUGUUUUUUUUUUGUGGAUUCGUUUCACUCUAGUUGGAGGGAACGAUUCAGUUCUAGUGACAGUUACUAAUUGAGUUAUCGGUUGUUGACUCAAGCUUUGAUUGGUUAGCAGCUCUGCUUGUGCCAACAGAGACGACAUUCGCGUAAUAUAAUUCACACAAUAAACACCCACGCGACAGCUACUACUGCAAAUAAACGUUCCAUACUCUGGACGGCCGCUACCGCUGGACGGGAAAACGAUAACAAGAUCAUAAAGAGAGAUAGUCUAGUGUUGAUUUUGCCACUGGAAAAAAAUACACGUUACUCCUGCACCUAUAUGUGCAUGAGCCAAAGUGAAAGUGGAUACCCAUCGAAGGAAACGGCAAACUCACACGACGAUAACGGAAUGUCAUAGACGCAAGGAUAAUUCCACACCGAAAGUCGCAACAGCGAAUGCAACAGCAUCAGCGCCACGCUUGUCAACGCCAGUUUCAGUUUCAGCUUCAGCAACAAACACAGCAGCACAACCGGCAGUAGCAGUUGCACAAUUAAAAUCAUUCACAACCUGUACAACAACAACAACUACAACAACUCGUACCACCACAACGCAACUUGUAACCUCGAAGGGAAUAUGCACAUUGAGAGUGAAAAUCUUUCUUAUUAAGCAGCUCUCGAAGUUGGUGGCGUGCAACAAGAAGAUGUUCUUACCAGUCAAAUCGAAUACAUCCGCAGUAACCACUGAGGGAAACAGCGGAGAGGAUGUCGCCACUGUAACCAGCAACUCAACGCAAACACCGAGCGAUCUGAGCCCGCCGAAUAUGUCCAAUGACGAGAUUUUGCCUCAGGCCCACCACCAAAACCCCGGACACUGCAUUGCAUCGUUUUCCGCCAUCAACCGCAUGCGGCAGAACACCCAGCUUUGUGACGUAACGCUGGAAGUCGGGGGUGAAACCAUAAAUGCACAUAAGGUCAUUCUGGCUUCGGUUUCGCCUUAUUUCUAUGCUAUGUUCAACGAUGACAUGUUGGAACGAAAUCGGGAUGUUGUUACCCUGCAUGACAUCGACCCAUCUUCGCUGAAGCAACUCAUCGAUUAUGCCUAUAGUGGGGAAAUCACUAUCACCGAGGAAAACGUGCAGGUCCUGCUACCAGCAUCCAGCUUGCUUCAGGUUCAGUCUGUACGUGAAGCAUGUUGCAAAUUUCUUUUGCGCCAACUGCACCCCUCCAACUGUUUGGGAAUCCGAAGCUUUGCAGAUGCCCACUCGUGCAAGGAGCUCCAUUCACGAUCCCACCGUUACGCUCUGCAGAACUUUCAACAAGUUGUCGGCACCGAGGAGUUUUUAUUACUAGGAUUUAACGAGGUGCAGGAUCUCAUCUCAAACAGCCAGUUGAACAUCUGCUCCGAGGAGAAAGUGUUCAUGGCCGUCCUGAACUGGAUCAAGCACGAUCUGAACGAGCGCAAGAAAAACAUCCCGGAACUGAUGUCCCACGUGAGGCUCCCGCUGGUUAGUCGCGAUUUCCUAAUGAGUUGCGUCGAAACGGAACCCAUGGUUCGCGAGGACCCCCACUGCAAAGAGCUACUGCUGGAAGCGAUGAAGUACCAUUUGCUUCCGGAGCAGCGUAGCUCUCUGGUUAGCCAGCGGACGCUCGAGAGGCGCCCCGAGGGCAUGCGUCAGUACAUUUUCGCCGUCGGCGGUGGCAGCCUUUUUGCGAUCCACAACGAGUGCGAGUGCUACAAUCCGAAAACCAAAGCGUGGAUGACGAUAUCGCCGAUGACAUCCAGGAGAUCCCGAGCGGGUGUCACCGCACUCCGGAAGCUGCUCUACGUCGUUGGAGGAUACGAUGGUGAGAAUGAUCUGGCAUCUGCGGAAUGCUACAAUCCACUUCGGAACGAAUGGUGCAACAUAACCCCAAUGGGCACAAAGCGAUCCUGUCUGGGAACCUGUGCCUUCGACGGACUGCUGUACGUCUGUGGCGGAUACGAUGGUGCGUCCUGUUUAGCGAGCGUCGAACGUUACGAUCCUCUUACCGCUGUUUGGACAUCAUGCCCGGCUAUGAACACCAGACGACGCUACUGUCGGGUUGCGGUGCUGGACAACUGUAUCUAUGCAUUGGGCGGGUUCGAUUCUAGUAAUUAUCAAUCGUCUGUCGAACGAUUCGAUCCCCGCGUUGGCAGCUGGACUGCUGUUCCGAGUAUGACUUCCAGGCGGAGCAGCUGUGGUGUAGCUGCACUGGAUGGGUACCUGUACUGCAUAGGUGGCAGCGAUGGUACGAUGUGUAUGCAGACCGGCGAGAGAUUUAAUCUCAGAACGAACAGCUGGGAACCGAUUAGUCCCAUGCAUUCCAGAAGAUCCACGCACGAAGUUGUAGAAGCAGAUGGUUAUCUGUACGCCCUGGGGGGCAAUGAUGGAUCUUCCUCCCUAAACUCUGUCGAACGCUACGAACCCAAGCUCAACAAGUGGACAAUCGUCACGUCGAUGCUUACACGACGUAGUUCAAUUGGUGCCUCAGUGCUAGAGUGCUUCAAUCUAGAACGCGGACUUCUCCAAACCAGCAUAUGACCUGUGAUAGCAAGUUCGAGUGAUCCGGUUGGGAGCAGCAAUGCUCCGAACAGCAGCACAACAAUGACUGUAGCCGGUAAUGGGUCACAGGUGUAAGCAUAUUACCGAAGUAUAUUGUGAAAGAAAUAUUGAAUAGGUCUAGUUAAAUAGUUCGGAGGUUCAAUUUGCUAGCUAGUCAAAAAUUAAGUAGCAAACUCAUUGUCGCCAAUGCCGCCGUGUAGUGCUAUCGCAAUCCAAUCAUCAUUAUCGUUCGAAAUAGGGAUUCAAAUUUUCAAUUGAAACGACACUGUUACGCAAAGGUUUCAUGGUAUACGUUUUCGCAUUAACAUUAUAAUUUCAAAAAAUCGUUAUCACCUUGUAGAUUGUCAAAUUAAGUUUGAAUAGAAUAUGAAUAACACUUUUAGUAGUUGCAAAACAUGAUAAUCAAUUUAGAAAAUAAAGCACUUGUUUCCCAUUAUCGUUGAUCUUACCUUAGUUCACUACCCAUGAACGCAUAAUUAUUCCAUUCGAGAUACUAGCUUUCGUACACUAUUUUCCGCCAAAAUGGAUCUGCUAUGCGUUUAUCGGCAGUGGAAUGCUGAAUAAUCUCAUUACAAUCUGUGAUACUCAAUGCUAUACCCAAUCUUUUUUUUUUCUCAUGGAUUUUCUACAAAUAUUUCUCAAUACUAAAUAACACAUCACUUUAGAUUUCUAGACAGUGAUUGGUAAAACAAUGUGUCCUUAAUUUUUUUUUCAUUUCUUUAAUUUUUUUUAUUAAAAUAAAAAUAAACACAUCGUAGUGUAGGGUGUUUUCACGCAACUAGUACAUGCAAAUGGAUUUUUCUUCAUGGAAAUCAUAUAAAAUCUCUAGUUGCUAAUAAUACCAUAAGGCGUUCAGGCAAAAACAAAUUUUGACGUAGGACUACGUCUUUCAUUUCUGUACCAAGAUGUAAGUUCGAAGUUUCGAAAACGAGUGAGUGACGCUGAAGUGCAAGGUUUUGAACGUUAAUAACUCUUUCCCGGGUGAAUGGAAUGGUCUCAUUCGAAAAAUAAAAUGCCAAAGAGUAAUAUGAUUGUCACUUAUUGGUUCAAGAAAUCAGGUUAUUGGAAUCGGAAUGUGUUCCCGAACACGGACGCAAAAUCAAGGCACCUGGAGAAACCGUAAUCGCGAAUACAUGCAGGCUGUGAUUUCUUUUACUCGCUUGCAAAUGCACUUCACCAAGCGCAUUCGGUUCCCGUGAUGCAAUCGUAUCCAAAAGCAUCGGUUUCUGUUUUGCUUUCGCAUGCAUGGUGAUGAGAGAAUGUUCACAUGUAAACGCGGUAGAGCAAAGGAAGUUUCUGCUUUGCUUUCGCCUGGAAUGGUCUUGAAGGAAUGUUUGUUUGUAAUAGCGGUCGAGCGAAGGAAGUUUUGUGUAUUCGAUUUCAGUGAUGCAAUCGUGUCCAAGUUUCCGCGUGGAGUGGUCAUAAAAACUCUCGUGUAUUAUUCUCACGAGAAAAAAAAAUUGAAUUAUGUAUCAAACUUCAUUACUUGCUUUUGCAAAACCACGCAAACCUAACGGUUUUUUCUGAACCACAAACGAGUUCGAAAUAGUUGAAUUUCAUGUUAAUAUCGAUCGUUCACUCACACACUCACGCAAGGAAAACUUUCAGCAAUCUUUAGAAAUAAUUAUUCAUUCAUUGAGAAUUGAUUCAGAUGCAAUUUCAAACAAAUGAUCACAGAGCCAGUUGUACUCCUACGUCUUCCUUGCGGUUAUAUCACAUAUAUAACUCAGUUUUUUAUGUUUUUGAACGAUUUUCUUCAAAGACAAAUAAUGAUCAUGGAUUGUCCGUUUUUAGAAAUCACCAUCUUUGAAUGAAAAAAUCGUAUUUUCAAGUAGAUGUUGAAUUUCUCAUUGCUUGAGUUUACUGUCACCAUUUUGAUCCAUUCAUAAUUUAGACGUUUUUUUCAGAAAAUUGCAUUUUCUUGGGAAUUUUAAAAAUGAACUGCACUCAAAACAGAGAAACUUUAUUUCUGCUUCGUGUGAAGGACAACAAAACAAACAAACUGCAGCGCGCCAAGCGGCUGCCAUAGUAAUCAUGUGAACAAACCAACAUCAACGCAUCGAACAAACCAUGAUCAGAAUUGAGGUGAUCGAGAUGCAUUAAUUACUUGAUUCAGAUAUAUAAACCUGAUACAAAUGAUGUGCAAGCAUGUUGUUUACAGUAUUUGUAAGUGUUAUAAUCCAGAAAAGGUCUGAAUACGCACCAAAUAAUCAUUUGGUGAUUGAUUAAAAGUAAGCUCAAACGAGGGGCGCAUUGACACUAAUAGAAGGUGGAUUUUAUAAACAUUUCAAACAUGCGAAUUCGUAGAAAUAUUUUAUAAAACUACUGUGAAUUAUGAAAAAGGCAAUUUUAUUUAUAUGUUUUGAAACAUUUGAAUACCUGACUCGACACAGGUGCGCUUAACUAGAGCAUUAAAAAAAGUGGACAAACAUCAUUUACCCUAAUCUUUUCUAAAAUCUAAUUCAUUAUGCUCUUUUUUAAUUUCAUUCACCGAGAAGAAGAAAAGUUUUCUUAUAGAAAAAAACAAUUUGUAUUCCCCAAAAAAAUUGUACCAAAAAAGUGCCCAAAUCAGAAAAAGACGGGUGGGUAAUGUCGGGGACAUAACCGGAGUGACGUAGGACUAUGCAAAGGGGACAGCUUUUGUUAAAUAUAUAUUUUAAAUAUAUUGUUUUAUUUUCUUCACCUACGUGAAUACCUACCUAUCUACCUGAAAAAUGGAUUAGUUUACUGUUUACUCUUUAUGAAUAUGUUAAUGGUUCUGAAAAGAACCUUUGGUGUUGUGUUUUUGUUAUCACUCGAUAUCCCCAUCUUAUUCGACUAAACCUUCCUGUUUAGCGAUUUGUUGUCACUCGCCACAGCUUUCACAGUUGGAAAAUUUCUUCCCAUCCAGCUUGUGACAUAUUUUACAGUAUAUUACAUUCAAUGACACGUCGCAUUACCACUACUCAGUGUCGGAUUGGAGGUAAUUUUAACCUGUAAUUGAACAUUUGCGAUGACAGUGGUACAGUGUCGACUUUCAAUGUGGGAUCAUAAUUUGGAUCUCUAUGUUUACAAAAAUGUCCAACUAAAUAAGUCACAUUACAUGUCCGUCCAAUUAGCUAAAUGUCGAACUAAUUGUAGAUUACUCUACUUUCAAUCUGGAAACAAUUUAAGAAUUGGUGAAAAUUGAAUAAUCAGGAAAGUCCCCAACUAUCAAUAAGCUCAGAACAACUGCCAAAUUCACAUACUCAUCAAAUCCUGGCAAACAAAUUAUGAAAACAUCAAUUUGUGUUUUAUUAUUAUUUUGGAUAAUGUUUUAGAAAGCAUUGAACUUUAUUUCCUAAACUCUUUUUUGGAAGGUUUAAUGGCCCUGAAAAGCGCCUUGUUUUAUGGAAUGGUUCCAAUUUAGAAAACUUAGUACUCGUGGUUUUGAAAAAAACCAUUUCGAACGCCUUCGAUGCCGCCUUGUUCUGGAUUUGCCACCAAAGCAGUUUGUAUAAAGAACAAACUUUUUUCUUCUGCUACCUGAUGCCGUUUUGCGAUUGCGUUUGCCACUCGCCAUUCGCUGCAACUGCCUGUUGUCUUGAUGUCCGCCGAACCGAAUGUGUUAUGUUCCGAACGCAGGUUUUCUUAUCGUCGCGAGCAGCUUUGCCAGCUAACUCGAUCACUCCGGCGGCCGAAACUAUAUAACGCCGGCUAGGUGGACUGGUACACAGGUACUAACGCGCUCGACCUAGCUACCUUUUCCGGUGCAAUUGGCGGAUACACCUACGGGAAAUUGCAGACCACCACGGUUCGAGCGAGAUUUUGCCUUUCCCUUCUCUUUUCCUCCUUUGCCAUAUCCAACCAUGGCUGCUUGUGUUGGUUUGUUGAUGUGAGGUGAUGCGAAACGAUGUGGUGUACGGUUCGGAUGAGAAUGAUCGUUACGGCAGCGGAGAGGGGAUUUUUAAGCUGACUGGCUGGCUCGAGAAUUACGCAUGUGUGAGACUGCGACCAAUGUUUCCCUCAUUUUUUUCUUUUUCCUUUCCAAUCGUGCUUCAUUCUAUUUCGCUGCUGCUCUGGUUGCCCGUUUUGAUCGGUACGAUUUGAGGAGCACAAAAUGGACCAAUCAAAAAUGGGCACAUAGUGUAUUUGGACAAUGCUUGAUAUUCCACAAUUAUUCAAUUAUUUAUCUCAAGAAAAAUGAAAUGUUAUUCAUUAUGAUAGAUGCGUAGAUAUAUUUCCUAUCAAUUGAUGUAAAAACCUUUGCGAUCUAUUGAGAAAUGCUCGAGUUAUAAGCGUUCCAAAUCUUGCAUUUUUUCCUACUUGUUCAGUGCCUAGAUUUCCAUUUCACCCCCUAUAUCUUCCGGUUAGACGUAGUCCUACGUCAAAAGAGUUCUAAUAAGCUAACUGAAGGCAAACGAGAACAUAUCAAUAAUUCAUAUGGCCUUCUUUAGCCCCCAAACCUCCUGUAAGUGCUUGGGCAUGCUCUCCGCAAGGUUUUUCAGGUGUUGUGGGUCGAGUAUAGGAUUGGGCGAUCUUGGAUCGAUUUUCAGAAAAUCGAUCUUUUCCAUUCCGAUUUCCGAUUUUUUGGAUCGAUUCAUUGUACCCAAAAAAUCGUGAAGAUCGAUCUUUUUCCUUCGAUUUUUUCGAUCUUAGAGUUUUUUUUCAGUUUACAUCGAUUUUAAUUUCACUCCCUGACAAAUUUUAUAAUAUUGUUUUCAACAUUUGGAUGACUUUCGAGGAUGUCAAGUUAGGGAUAGUGAUCAAUAUUUAGAAGAUCGAUUUUCUCCUCUCCGAUUUCGGAUUUUUCGGAUUGAUUCUUUCUACUGCAAAAAAUCGCAGGAAAUAGAUUUUUCCUUUUCGAUUUUUUUUGAUCGCAAAAAAAUUGUUGUAAAUUUGUUUUUCAGUGAACAUUGGUUUUAAUCUCUUUAAGAACUACUUGACAAACUUUAUAAAAAAUGGAUCUCUUUCAAGGUUGUCAAAUUGGUGAUCGUAAACUUAGGAGAAACAGUUUUGUAGGUUUGGUUAUUACAAAACAAGUGGUCACAGGUUAUAUUUGCACCAUCACAUUCACUAGGCUGACAUUGAAAAUUGUGAGUGAAAUCAGGUCCAGCUGAAGCGUUCUUUUCUAGAACUGAAACUACUACCAAUAUUUCGACUAAAUGCCAGACGUAUGACACGGUCGGAAUCAACGGGAUUCUUGUCAGCGGAAUUCUGGAUGAAUAUCAUUUGUUGAAUUUCUAAGAAUAAUAAUGACGAUUCAAGGUGAAUGUCCUGGAAACUACAUUUUUCUGGACUUUCAAGUUUUUUUUUUGUGACCUUCAUUCUGAGAAUCAAAAUGAAAUGCCUUUGAUGUUUGAAAAGAUGUGAAAUAUUUCAUGUUUAAAGAAAAGACAACACUUGUAUUAAACAAGUAAAUAAAUUGGAAAAAAGGCAUUCGAUUUUUGAAAGAUCGAUUCUUUGGUACCGAUUGAAUCAGUGAAUCGAUCCCUACGCCGUUUCGAAAAUCGAUCCAUUAAGACCGAUCUUUUUCCAAAGACCGCCCAAUCCUAGUCGAGCACUUUCCACGAGCUUUCCAGGGCUUCAAAAUCAUUGUUUUUAUUGUUGACACCGGUUUUGUCGACCCUAGCGUCGGAGAUGUCCCACAGGUUUUCAAUAGGGUUAAGAUCUAGGCUUUGUGGGGGCCAUUCAAGGGAUUUGAUACGACACGACCGGAAGAAUGACUUUGGUACCUUGGUCGUGUGCUUCGGCUGGAUCUGCCGGAUGGUUACUUUCGGAUUUUUCUUCACUUCUCGGAUGAUCUUCUUGUCUAUUGUUCGGCAUCUGUUUUAGGAUAUUCUUGCUCUGAUUGGGCGAUCCACAACCGAUCCGAACGUCUUCAGCUUCUUAAUUUUUUUUCUGACCGCUGUCUUGUUGAUGUCGUACUUCUUGGCAACCGCCCGGUGCGACUCGUCAUUCUCGACAUGUCGAACGAUCAAUGUUCGGACGCACAAAAGAAUCACCUUUGAAAUAAUUGCGUUCUCUAUUUUUCUCGACUUCACCAAGUGCAAACAUGUGUACAAAUGCUCCAGAGCCGAGCCUGUUGUUUCUAAACUUCACAAUAUUCAACACACAAGCAAUCGAGGGGUCUCACGGUGGACACUCAUCGAAAAUAUAUCGACUUUCACAGUGGACACUUUUUUUUGUCACUGUUUUUUUCUAUAAGUAAAAAAACUGUUACUGUUACGAUGUGUUUACUUUUUAUUUUUAGCAGAAAAAGAAAGAAUUGAAAACAAAAUUGAGUGAGCACAUUAUUUUGCCAAUUAUUGUACAAACCACCAUCGCUAUUUAGCGUACGAUUUCUCGCUUGCAAAACAACGUUCAUCUGCUUUCACGAUUUCAUUAAUAUAUUCAUAAAAAUAUCACUUCGUGGUCCAAACAGUAUUAAGCUAUUGCGAAACAAUUGAGAAGCAAAACUAGUGCAUUACAAGAUAAAACAAUAUGAUUCUGCGUGUAAGACUUUUUCAAUAAACCAUAGCCAUCAUCAAUUCAGCUUGAUAAACAUCGAAAACAACUUAAGAAGAACAAAUUUAUUGAAAGACGGGGGAAGAUAUGUAGCUUAUUGAAAUAUACAAAUAGACAAGCAAGUUUGCUUACAAGCGAUGCGUAACUAACGACACAGCGCUCAUGAACGUUAGCAUAAGUAGACGAAUAAUCAUCGAUCUCAAUAUAUCAAGCAUAAUUAUGCAAAAUGAACCGAUACACUGCCAGAUAACAACAUUCAAGGAUUCAAAAUAAAAGAACUGAUGCCUACAACUUUUCGGUUUAUUGUGGAAGAGAGUUCGUUUUCCGAUAACUUGAAGUAAUUCAUCAAGAGCUAUUUUACAAUCGAUGUCUGCCACAAGAAAAAAACCAACAAUAGACUAGAACAGUGCGAGAGACAAGACAACAGAGUACACAAAACAAACAGGAAUUAUUAAUUGCAAUUACAUUCCACCGGGAGUUUCACGAGCAGUUGAUUUUUUAAAUUGCGAAACAAUAUUUGUGUAAGAUAUUCAAACUAGAAAAAUAUUACAAUCACAAAAGCAGACGAAUAAAAUAUACCGA
Molecule: messenger RNA, 9975 nt
Organism: Toxorhynchites rutilus septentrionalis
Lineage: Eukaryota; Metazoa; Arthropoda; Insecta; Diptera; Culicidae
Product: kelch-like protein 17
Exons: 10
Coding region: 1048-2907 (619 amino acids)
Molecular function (GO): protein binding
Source: RefSeq, a predicted model, not a curated record